This is a messenger RNA of Hyphopichia burtonii NRRL Y-1933, 1209 nucleotides long. Its product is annotated as AGC family serine/threonine-protein kinase. NCBI's taxonomy places the organism in Eukaryota, Fungi, Ascomycota, Pichiomycetes, Serinales, Debaryomycetaceae. Gene Ontology annotation, molecular function: protein serine/threonine kinase activity; ATP binding. The coding region runs from base 1 to 1209 and encodes 402 amino acids. The transcript has a single exon. The record is from RefSeq and is a predicted model, not a curated record. Gene Ontology annotation, biological process: protein phosphorylation.
AUGGCUGCGCGUAGACGGAAGUCGUCUGUUUAUAGAAGAUUAUCAAUUAAAUCAAUCUCAUCACUUCAUUCCCAUACUCUGGAAUUAGUGAUCCCUUCUGAUUUUGGCCGGGAAGACUUAGAAGAAGAAGCAGCCUAUAAGGAACCGAACAAUCGGGUAUUGAAAGAUUUUAUUCCCAUCAAGGUGUUGGGACAAGGGGCUUACGGGAAAGUCUAUUUGGUUCAAGAUAAGUAUACCGGGAAAUUAUUUGCUCAAAAACAAUUGCAAAAACCAACGAUUGAAAUACACCAAAAGGAUGAAAACCAUACCAAAUACGUUAAACGAACGAUUCUGGAACGCCAGAUCUUGACCAAUAUAACCCAUCAUCCGAAUAUUGUUAAGAUUUUUUACGCAUUACAAGAUGAUGAUAAAUUUUACCUUAUUCUUGAAUAUAUCCCUGGAGGAGAACUAUUCCAUCAUUUAACUGCUGCCAGUAAUACUUUGGGCAAUGUGUUUAAAGAAGACGAUGUCGCAUUCUACUCUGCACAAAUGGCAAUGGGAUUAAGACACUUACAUAAAUUGGGUAUUGUUUAUAGAGAUUUAAAACCAGAAAAUUGUUUACUCAACAGUGCUGGACACUUGGUAUUAACCGAUUUUGGAUUAUCCAAAUCAAUCGGUAAUAGUCAUGACGAUAGUUGCACUUCCAUCAUUGGAACUCCCGAAUAUAUGGCACCCGAGAUUUUAAAAGGUGAAGAAUACGAUUAUUUGGUCGAUUGGUGGUCAUUAGGCUGUGUUAUCUUUGAUAUGAUGAGUGGUAAACCUCCUUUCACUGGAAAUAGCCAUAAAGCUAUUCAAGAUAAAAUCAUUAAAAAUAAAAUUAACUUCCCAUUCUACUUCUCCUUGGAUGCAAAAGAUUUAUUAAAUAAAUUACUAAAUAAAAAUAUCAAUAAGAGGUUUCAGGUUGACUCUAAUUGGGAAAGGUUCAAAACCCACCGGUUCUUCCGCAAAGUCAAUUGGAAUGCCCUCGAAUCCCAAAACUAUUCAUUACUUACUCCCCCGAUCGUCCCAGUGAUCACCGACCCCAUAUUGGCUGAAAACUUCAGUGAAGAAUUCACCAGUUUACCCAUUGACGGCGGGGUCAGUAUCAACAGCAACCAAAACACCUCGCCUGACCCCUUCAAAGGCUUCAGCUACACUGCCAGCAAUAGCUACAUAGAGAAGUUUUGUUAA